CGUUCUAUAAAGACUUAUAACAAGUGUCUAAUCCAUUUAAACAAAAAUGUGCGGUAUAUUCUGCAGUAUUUCUACCACAAAUCAAGAACAAAAUCAAAAACACGAAACACUUUCUGAUCUUUUAUCAAACAGAGGACCUGAUUCACACAAUAAAAUAAUACACAAUUGUUUAAAAAUUAACAAAAAAGCACUUUUUUCCGGUCACGUUCUGUGGCAGCAAGGUGACAGUUUGACAAGUCAGCCUGUGCAAACUUCACGCGGGAUUUUAUUGUUCAAUGGCGACGUUUUUGGAGGGAAAUUCAAAAGUGUACAAAAUGGGAAAAGUGAUACUGAAGUGAUAAAGGAUUAUUUAGAUUGUUAUGGGGAUGUGGUGGAUGUUUUUAGUUGUAUAGAAGGUCCUUUUAGUUUUAUUUAUUUUGAUAAAGAUAGAGAUGAGUUGUAUUUUGGGAGGGAUCGGACCGGGAGACACAGUUUGCUUUGUGUUAGUGGAGAUGAUGAAUUUGUGGUAACAAGUGUUUCAAGUUGUUUUUUGUCCCAUACUGUAGAAGUCCCUGCAGUCGGUAUAUUCUGCUUAAACCUUGCACAAUACAAUUUACAACUCAAUCCAUGGACCAAUAUCGACACACCUGAAACACAAACUUUAUUACAAAAUUUUGAAACAGUACUUGGAUAUAAAAUAAACAUACUAAAACCCAUCAAACCAAAAAACAACCAUUCAUUUAACAUUCCUGAUUUCAAUUUCGAAACACAUAUAACCGGUUCUGUAAAUUCUACAAAUUUAUUUAAUGAUUUAUUGCAUGUAGAAAAUAUAAAUGAGACUGUACAUUUACUUUUAAACUUAUUACAACAAUCAGUGCGUGUAAGAGUACAAACGACUCCCCAAAGAUGUAAAAAUUGUAUUAAAAUUGUAGAACACAAUUGUAAACACAGUCGUCUCGGUGUCUUGUUUUCUGGAGGCUUAGAUUGUACAAUUUUAGCUUUAUUAGCUGAUAAGUAUGUAGAAAAGGAUGUUCCGAUAGAUUUGUUAAAUGUUGCUUUUGAAAAAGUUAAGAAAAAUAAUAUAGUUGAUGAUAAAAGCAUUUGGAAUGUUCCUGAUCGGGUGACUGGUUUGGAAAGUUUUGAAGAACUUAAACGACUGUGUCCUGAAAGACAAUGGAAUUUUGUAAAAAUCAACAUAAAUCGCGCUGAAUUAAAAUCAGAAUUACAAAACAGAAUAUGUCAUCUAGUAUAUCCUUUACAAAGUGUUCUCGAUGAAAGUCUUGGAGCAGCCUUAUGGUUUGCAUCAAGGGGGCGAGGAAAACUGAAAGAUACUGAUGAAAUAUAUGAAUCACCUUGCAGAGUAUUACUAAUGGGUAUGGGAGCUGAUGAAUUAUUUGGUGGUUAUUCAAAACACAGAAAUGCUUUCAAACGAGAAAGUUGGCCCGGUUUAAUGAAGAUUUUAGAACAAGAUUUGGAAAGAAUACCUUAUCGUAAUCUUGGACGAGAUAAUAGAGUUAUUUCUGAUAAUGGUGUCGAAGGUAGAACGCCUUAUUUGGAUGAAAAUGUUUUAGCAUUUACUAGCAAAUUGCAAGCUUAUCAAAGGUGCUAUUUAAAUCUACCUGUAGGCAUCGGCGACAAAUUACUACUACGUCUCCUUGCCCAUUCCUUAGGACUAUUUUCUGCCUCCAAAUUUCCCAAAAGAGCCCUACAAUUUGGCUCUAGAAUAGCAGACAGUAAACAAUGUGGAAACGAUGUAUCUGAAUAUUUAAUCUGCCCAAGUAGAACAAAUGAUAAAACAGAAGAACCUUCAGAAGAAACCGCAAAAACUGAUGAAACUGAUAAAUCCGAAUCAAGUAAUCAACCUGAAGAGGAACAAAAAGCAGUCGUUGAAAAUUCAGCAGAAGAAAAAUCAACAGACGAUGCUGCUGCUGAUAAAAAAGAACCAGAAGAGACAAAAUGGAAGUUGUCGAACAAGACGGACAAAGAAAUGUUAACACAAUGA
Molecule: messenger RNA, 1981 nt
Organism: Ctenocephalides felis (cat flea)
Lineage: Eukaryota; Metazoa; Arthropoda; Insecta; Siphonaptera; Pulicidae
Product: asparagine synthetase domain-containing protein CG17486
Exons: 9
Coding region: 47-1981 (644 amino acids)
Molecular function (GO): asparagine synthase (glutamine-hydrolyzing) activity
Source: RefSeq, a predicted model, not a curated record